AAGUAGUUAAUGAAGGUGGUUUUCAGCUCAUCUACUUCACCCACUAUUUUAUUUUUUCAUUUAUAGAUAAUCAAUCCUUCCCUUAUUCUCUUUAAUCCCAUCUGUUUCUGCCUAACCGAACUGCUAAAGAUUCCCCUUUUCGUUAUCGUGCGCUCUAUUUAUAUCCCUUAGAUCUCUUUCUUUGGUACUCACACAAGUUUCAAGUUUCUCCUCUACGUAAUCCAUGGAAGCCUGCUUCUUCGAUACUCUCAAGGCUCAACCUUUCUGGGUUAUUUUCCUUUUCACUUUGGGUUCUUUAUCACUCUUGAAGUUUUCAUUUGUUUUUCUGAAAUGGGUCUGGAUCAAUUUUCUUAGACCUGGUAAGAAUCUCAAAAAAUAUGGUUCCUGGGGUCUUGUUACUGGACCAACUGAUGGUAUCGGCAAAGGAUUUGCCUUUCAGCUGGCUAGGAAAGGCCUUAAUCUUGUCUUGGUGGGCCGUAAUCCUGAUAAACUAAAAGACGUUUCCGAUUCAAUCUUGGCCAAGUAUGCCAAGAUUCAGAUCAAGACAGUUGUUGUGGACUUCACUGGCGAUCUUGAUGAAGGCGUGAAGAAGAUAAAAGAAACUGUUGAAGGACUGGAUGUGGGGGUUUUGAUUAACAAUGUUGGGAUUUCAUAUCCUUAUGCCAGGUACUUCCACGAGGUUGAUGAGGAGCUGUUGGUGAAUUUGAUUAAGGUUAAUGUUGAAGGUACCACAAAGGUAACUCAAGCUGUUUUGCCUGGGAUGGUGAAGAGAAAGAAAGGCGCAAUUGUGAACAUUGGGUCUGGUGCUGCCAUUGUCAUCCCUUCUGAUCCACUUUAUGCUGUUUAUGCUGCUACUAAGGCGUAUAUUGAUCAAUUCUCUAGGUGCCUUUAUGUUGAAUACAAGAACAGUGGGAUUGAUGUUCAGUGUCAGGUUCCAUUGUAUGUGGCAACAAAAAUGGCAUCAAUCAAAAGAUCAUCUUUCUUUGUUCCAUCAACAGACGGAUAUGCUCGUGCAGCAAUGCGGUGGAUAGGCUAUGAACCUCGUUGCACGCCCUACUGGCCCCAUUCCAUCCUCUGGGGCUUGGCUUAUUCACUGCCAGAGAGUGUGGUUGAUGCAUGGCGUUUGCGCUUCUGUCUUGGCAUUCGGAAGAGGGGGCAAAUGAAAGAUUCUAGGAAGAAGGAAUGAAAACACAUUGUUGAGUCUGUUCUAUUUUCUGUUCAUGGAGUUCAAUAUUUUGCUUGGAUGAAUGAGAUCCACAACCCUUUAUAAAUUUGUUUUCAAGCAUUGCAAUUGCAUUGUGACACUUCCAUUAUGUAUUAGGAUGCUUAGGGAAGGACAAGGAUGAAAGUAUACAAAUAUAUGAACCCUUUUCCUGCA
Molecule: messenger RNA, 1378 nt
Organism: Gossypium raimondii (Peruvian cotton)
Lineage: Eukaryota; Viridiplantae; Streptophyta; Magnoliopsida; Malvales; Malvaceae
Product: very-long-chain 3-oxoacyl-CoA reductase 1
Exons: 3
Coding region: 224-1186 (320 amino acids)
Cellular component (GO): endoplasmic reticulum
Molecular function (GO): ketoreductase activity
Source: RefSeq, a predicted model, not a curated record